UCAAGACACCCCCUCCCACACCGAAUCAAAAAAGCAGAAGCAAUGAUCUCGGCGUCAUACGUGGAGGUGGGUUGGAAGGGGACGCCACUCACUCACUCGCUCGUCCAGACAGAGGCAUAGUCCCAGCGUCGGCUUUCUUGGGUUUGCUGGAGGCAAGUGCCGUGCAGUUCGAAAGCCAGGACACGAACACACGAGCGCACACCGUGAGAGUAAAUAAACACGCCGACAAUACAGUCGCUCGCUCUAAGGGAGCCUCAGCUCGGAGAGUUUUUGCGCACACGGUUCAGACAGAUAGCGAUGGUGUCCCGGUACAGCCCCGUGGUCUUCUUCAUCACGAGCCUCUGCAGCUGCGCUUCCCAGCCGGGCUGGAGAGCGGCUGACGGUGCGGCGACGACGUCCCUCGAUCAGCAGCAACGCCUGAGCCACGACGAGUCUCUUGUGAGCCACCUCUCCAGGGUGAGCCACGCGGUCACCUCGAUCGCCACCACCAUCGGCACCAGCACCAGCAUCAGCAGCAGCAGCGACAUCGGCAGCAGAAGCGGCAGCAGCACCUUGCGUGGAGGCGCGGAUCGCAGCGGCGGGGAGGCGAAGGAGCUGCGUGUCGGGUCUAUACGGCGCUGGAGGAGGGCGAUGGAGCUUGCGGGAGCAGGUCCGGAGGCCGGGCGGACGGAGCUGGGGAACCUGCGGGUGCUCGUGGCUUCUCUGGCCCAGGAGAACCUGCGAAUGGGCCAGGAGCAGCGCAGGAACACGGCGGCGCUGCUGCGGCUGCGCGAGGCCUCCGACAAGCAGCUGGCGACCAUCGCCGAAACGAGGAAGCACAUGCAAGCUCUGGAGCUGAGGCUCAAGACAAUGACGGGCGCAGAAAACAAAGGGAACGUCUCGACUGCGGACGAGGGGGCCCAGCAGUUGUCCGCGAUUGCGCACAGACUCGAAGCGCUGCCCCUGCGCUGUCAGUGGGGGCGCAAGUUCGGCAUGUACUGCUUCGAGCUCCUCAAGCAGAGGAGGAGCUUCGCGGACGCGGCGCAGUUCUGCGCCAACCGGCGCGGCGCCCUCGCCAUGGUCAAGGACCCCGCGACGCAGCGCUUCCUGAGCGGGUACAUCAAGCAAACACAGGACACGUCCUACUGGAUCGGGCUCAGCGACAAGGCGGCGGAGGGCGCCUUCGCGUGGGUCGACGGCUCUCCGCUGCAGGGCGCCUGGCGCAACUUCUACGCCGGCGAGCCCGCGGGCGAGACCCCCAACGAGGACUGCGUGCACAUCACCACCUCGAAAUACAAGCACCGCUGGAACGACCUCGACUGUCGCGUUAUGCUGCCAUUCAUCUGCCAGUACUAGAGGGCCCCCCACCCGUGCGACGGUCCACAGUUCUGGCCGGGGGGGGGGGGGGGGGCUGCGGCCGGGCCACCGUGACCUGGGUAGCAUAGACACCACAUGCUUGGGCGGUGACCGGCAGCUGAGUAAGCCGUCGAGAGUGCGGCCGGCGCAACUGCACCGCGAGCCCGGAGGAGCCCGCGUGGCCGGAUUGCGGUGAGUCGGGGAGGGGGAAGGAGGGAUUGGACAGGAGGGCUCCCCCGUUUUUAUUCCUUGCCACGAGGCCCAUGGCAUCCACGCUCCGCCACUGCUAACCCAGCGUUAGGAAUCUGUCCCCCCGAAGCCUGCUGCCGAUGAUGUCUGAAGCGAGUGGGUUGGUCGUUUUCCACUAAGAGCCAAGGCAGGUUCGUAAUGCUUUCCGCCGUUAGGGAAUAUAUUUACGAUGGUUACGUUGUACCGUUGAAAGAUACAUAUACUACCUACAGCGGUACAGGACGUAGGGGACAAGCGCAGUGAAUGGGCACCGGCUCGAGCCAGGUUUGGCAUCCAGAGGUGACUGCUGGCUGACACCACACGAGCUCAUGCCGCCUCCUCUUUGCUGACGUUGACACACUGCACAGGAGCAUGCAUUUCAUGCCGAGUUGAUCUAAGAGAGUCCGAGACCAAGUUCAGUUUUUUUUUAUUGUUUACGCGACACGUGUUGCUCAUCAGGAGGCAGGGAUCAAACCCUGAAACGAACAGCGAUCGUAGCAAACCGCACAAAGCAAAUCUUCAACAGCGCUUCCUCCACCGACACACACCGCCCUGCGUCGUGAUGCGGGCGCGCUGGGGCAGGCUGUCGGCAGAACACAAAUUUAAUUUCGUAUCCACUUUCAUUCCCUUUGUGUGCGCGUGCGUGUGGGCCCUCUGACAAAAGACACAUUGUGACAUUUUACAAGCCACGCACAAUUUCCUUUCUCUGAUUUCGCCACGCGCAGUAUCCUUCGGAGUGCCAUUUCGAAUUGACGCGAUUGUAAACACGUCCCCUGGCUUUCCUGGAUGGACUACAGACACUUCAAGAAGUUUAUUUUGUCCCAGGGUACCUCUGCAGGGAGGGAUCGGUGGUUUGAGUGGUCUUUAGCCACGCAACUUGGCUAAGUUUAUACCGGUUAUUCACCGGCUCUUUGGGUGAUAUAUUGGUGACGCGAUGCAUCUGUGCAUCAUCGUGAUCUCUGUUAAUUUCGAGAGAAAUUUGUACUUUUUUUAAAAUUUCGUGUUCACGUAACGCAUUCAAGUAAAGAAUCAUAAAACGUGGGUUGAUGAUUCUUGGUUUAGGGGCCACUUUGUAGCGAUAUUUUCUUUUGUUGCUGAACGAUGUCACAGCAGUGGCAGAUUAUGUGCGCAGUUGUAACGUUGUGGAAAUUAACGCAGGGGUUUGUAAAUGCUUUUGUAGCAGUUGAGUGAAGUGCGUAUGUGUUUCUAAUUCGUCCACAAUUGUUAAAAUGCAGUUAAAUGUAAACGCUAUAUAAAUUAACAUUGAUGUUGUUGUAAGACUAAUAUUAAAAGGCAUUGCUGAACUGCUAGAUUUAAAC
This is a messenger RNA of Lethenteron reissneri (Far Eastern brook lamprey), 2882 nucleotides long. Its product is annotated as C-type lectin domain family 4 member F-like. Gene Ontology annotation, molecular function: growth factor activity. Lineage: Eukaryota; Metazoa; Chordata; Hyperoartia; Petromyzontiformes; Petromyzontidae. Gene Ontology annotation, biological process: ossification. The record is from RefSeq and is a predicted model, not a curated record.